UGUAGCUUUGAGUGGCCGACACUGCAGAGGAAGAGGAACAACGCAACCUACGGUGUGAGCUGGUGUCCAUUUUAUUUACACCGGUGAGGUUGCUUUGAUAUCUGUCUGUCGGGUUUUACAGAAGUACAUAAGAUAAAAAGAAAUUUUCAGAUAUGAGCAGUUCAGAGGAAGUGUCAUGGAUCUCCUGGUUCUGUGGACUGAGGGGGAAUGAAUUUUUCUGUGAGGUGGACGAGGACUACAUCCAGGACAAGUUCAAUCUGACGGGGCUCAAUGAGCAAGUUCCACACUAUCGGCAGGCCCUGGACAUGAUCCUUGACCUUGAACCAGACGAGGAGCUAGAGGACAAUCCCAACCAGAGCGACCUGAUCGAACAGGCAGCAGAGAUGCUGUACGGUCUCAUCCACGCCAGAUACAUCCUCACUAACAGAGGCAUCGCACAGAUGUUGGAGAAGUACCAGCAGGGAGACUUUGGCUACUGCCCCCGCGUUUAUUGUGAGAAUCAGCCCAUGCUUCCCAUUGGUCUGUCAGAUAUCCCCGGUGAGGCCAUGGUGAAGCUCUACUGCCCCAAAUGCAUGGACGUCUACACACCGAAAUCCUCCCGACACCACCACACAGACGGAGCCUACUUUGGCACCGGCUUCCCUCACAUGCUGUUCAUGGUCCACCCCGAGUACAGGCCGAAGAGGCCCGCCAACCAGUUUGUCCCCAGACUUUAUGGGUUUAAAAUCCACCCCAUGGCGUAUCAGCUGCAGCUGCAGGCCGCGUCCAGCUUCAAGAGCCCCGUGAAGGCCAUCCGCUAGACACCCGGGAGACGAGAGAAGGCAGUAUGACAGAGAGGGGAGAGAGGAAAGGAAAUGAAAUGUCCAAAAGAGCAGGAAGUCACCUGCCUUUUAAAGCUCUUCAGAAACCCCCGCCAGCCCCUGCCCCCACCACCCUGAAGACUGUAUUAUUUUUGGUUUAGAUUAGGGUCAAUGAAAACAGAGCAAAACGUUUUGAUUGUGAGUGAGAAAAUAUAUGAUAUGAUUAAAAAAACAAAACAAAAAAAAUAAAACGCACAGACAUGAAAGAAUCAACCACACACUCGGGAUUCCAUCCACGUACGUUACCAAACUCAGCAGUGCCAUAAUACAGCAGGUGAAUAAAGGUGUCUGAUGGUACAGUCACCUCUGUGUUUUUUUUAUGUUUUUGGCAAAGUUUGGUAAAAAAAAAAAAAAGGUCCUAAAACUCCAGUUUGUGUUCGUCCCAGAGCAUGUUCACUCAGGCGGUCAGUCCCACAGACAGUUGUGACGAGGUGUUCUUCUUCAUUAGUCGUUGGUAAACGUAGGUUCUUUUCCCCCCUGACAGCGGGCGGUGGUGGAGCACACAGCAUUCUGUUAACUUUGCCUUAAGGUGCGGAAGAAUACGCCACCAUCGUUUGAUUUUUUUUUUUUCCUGGAGAAACAAAGUGAUUUGGUUUUGUUGGAGUAGAAAUGGUAGUCCUUUUUUUUCUUUCUUUCUCAGAACACAUCAGCCUGUGUUGAUCCUGAAAUGUGGGAAAUAAACUGCCCUUCCUUUGUUUUCCAGGAGCAGCAGCAGGAUGAGCCCUCUUUUAAAGCUUUAUCUUCAGCAAAACAGUUUGACAUUAGAAGAAUGAGUCACUUAAUGAGAGCAGUUGGAUGUAAAGACUGAAUUAAUUUCAAACCCUACGGUAAAUAUGAAGCCACAUCAAGAAGAGGUCAGUUAAUGUCACUUCUGUCUUGCUGUAGUUUCAUAUUUUAGAUGGUUAUAAUUGGUUUGAGUCUUUACAGCAACAUCUCCAAAAACAUGCUGACAAAUUUUUCAAAUGUCAAACUGUCCACGUCAAAGGUCCGUCAGGAGACAACUAGAUGAAUUUUAGACAAUCUGAAUCCUUCAGCUCACUCUUACACUGCACUGAUUCGUCCUCCUGGUGUCGCUCUGUGUCAGUCUCAUUAUUUAUGUUCACGUUUCCUCACAGAUCACGACCAGCUGCUAGUUUUUGUUUCUGAAACAGUGGAGGGUGCAGGCACUCAGUUGCUCUGCGCUUCACUGUUGUUUAAAAUUAUUGUUAGUUUUUUGUCAGAAACCCUGAUACAACAGAAGAUUUAUUUAUGUUUUCAAAUGUUAACUAAUGUUUUCUUUGUGAUGUCUGUUGGUGAGCAGGAUUCAGAAUUCUCAAUAAACUUCUAUUUUGUUUUCAUACUA
Messenger RNA from Cynoglossus semilaevis (tongue sole), 2202 nucleotides. RefSeq names its product casein kinase 2, beta polypeptide (gene csnk2b). Gene Ontology annotation, cellular component: cytoplasm; protein kinase CK2 complex. The record is from RefSeq and is a predicted model, not a curated record. Bases 153 to 800 code for a protein of 215 amino acids. The transcript has 7 exons. Gene Ontology annotation, molecular function: protein kinase regulator activity. NCBI's taxonomy places the organism in Eukaryota, Metazoa, Chordata, Actinopteri, Pleuronectiformes, Cynoglossidae.